GCCCAAGCCCAAGGCCAAACCCAGUCGCUUGCAAUUGCAAAAGCGUAAACCCUAAAACCUUCGGUCUUCCCUCUUCUCAAGUCGGCUAUUCCAUUCCAUGGCGCAGACAGCACAGACGCCAGAGCACCCAGCGACCACCAGAGCAGAUAGCGCCACCGCACCAGUUCGGCAGUCCAACUCAGCGGCAGGGCGGUGACCUUUCUCCCCUAUCGCAGCACAACGCGCCUCCACAAGCUAGCUAAAAGAUCCAGUGAAGUGCUUGGGGAGUCGUGUCAAUGGCUUCAACGAUCGGCGCCGUUGAGAAGGUUAAGGAGACCGUCGAGAAGGCCGUCAAUGCCCUCGUCAAAUGGAACAGCUCCAAGUCCAAGAAUGAGAAACCCCAACUCCUAGACGAAGACCACUUCGUCUACCUUGUCCUAACCCUCAAGAAAAUACCUUCGAAGGUUCCCACAAACCCAUUCAAAAUCCCCAUCCCACACCCUCUCCAUACUCCAUCUACCUCUGAGCUCUGUCUCAUCAUCGACGAUCGACCCAAGUCCAAUCUCACAGCGGAGGCCGCGAAAAAGAAGGUAAAAUCUGAAGAUAUCCCGAUUUCGAAGGUCCUCAGGUUAUCCAAGCUCAAAACCGAUUAUCGUGAAUAUGAGAGGAAGCGGAAGCUCUGUAACUCGUAUGGUAUGUUUUUGGUGGAUAAGCGGAUUGUUCAUCUUCUCCCGAGGCUGUUGGGGAAGCAAUUCUUUAAGAAGAAGAAGACUCCGGUGCCAGUGGAUUUGACCCAAAAGAACUGGAAGGAGCAAAUUGAGAGGGUGUGUGGGUCGGCGUUGCUAUAUUUGCCGACGGGCACUUGUAGUGUGGUGAGAGUGGCGAGGGCCUCGAUGGAGAGGGAGGACAUUGUGGAGAAUGUGGUUGCGGCAAUUAAUGGGGCUGCCGAGUUUGUGCCCAAGAAAUGGGCGAAUGUGCGGUCGUUUCAUCUGAAGUUCUCGGAGUCUUUGGCCUUGCCGGUGUAUCAGGCAUUGCCGGAUGCAAGGUUGAAGAUUGAGGGAAUCAAGAGUGAUCAGAUGGGGACUAAAGAGGAAACCAAUGAGAAGGAGGCUAUUAAGGUAAAAGCAGAAGAGAAACUGGGUAAGAAGAAGAGUCUGAAGAAGGGGAGGAUCCAUGAAGUUUGCUACAUGGAUAAUAAUGUUGAUGAGUUGUUGGGUGGAGAUGAAGUGGAUACUGGUGGUGAUGAAAGUGACCGAAUAAUUAAUGGGAGGGAGAAUGAUGAAACGGGUAGUCAUGAAUUGGGAAGUAAGAAGAGAAAGAAGGGAGGUUUGAUGAAGGAAUCUGCUUUUGCCAAGCCAAGUGAUGACAAAAAGUUGAAGAAAUUGAAGAAUGUUAAGACCGGAGCUGGUGUGAAGCAGAAGAGAGAUGGAUUAUCCUUGGAGAGAAAAGCUGGGAGGUUGAAGAACGUUGAAGUGAAGCUGAAUGAUACUAAAAGGAAGAAAAGCAAGUCAGUGGAGUGAUCUGUUUGGAAGGUAAGAUGCGAACUGCCUUAUUUAACAUAACCGAAGCUCCAAGAGUGGCCUUGGGAGAAAUUCAUUAUUACUCGGCUUCAUAUGAUAGAGUUUCUUAUUUGUCUUCUUUGUUAGAUUUUAUUUUAAUAUUCAGUUUUGGCAUUCUUCUUGUUA
This is a messenger RNA of Malania oleifera, 1664 nucleotides long. RefSeq lists its product as uncharacterized. Lineage: Eukaryota; Viridiplantae; Streptophyta; Magnoliopsida; Santalales; Ximeniaceae. The coding region runs from base 276 to 1499 and encodes 407 amino acids. Gene Ontology annotation, cellular component: 90S preribosome. The record is from RefSeq and is a predicted model, not a curated record. The transcript has a single exon.